AUGCAACAACUCAUCACCGCUAUCAAUACAGGAUGGGCAAUAGACCGGAAACAAUGUCCACCAGCACUAAUUCCAUUCUAUAACAACCGAAGCGAACUUAUUGAAGAUAAUGGAUUAGUCUUCUUUGGCGAAAGACUCGUUGUGCCUUCAUCCUUAAGAAAAGAAAUGCUACAGCAAAUUCACAAGUCCCAUAUAGGUAUUGAGGGUUGUCUGCGGCGAGCACGGGAAGUGAUAUAUUGGCCACGAAUGAAUGCGGAGGUGAAAAAUUAUGUUUCAAAGUGCUCCAUAUGCCAAACACACCAGCCGGAGCAGUGUCGUGAACCACUGAAGUCCUACGACCUACCUCAACAACCAUGGUCAGUGGUUGGAUAGGACCUAUUUCAAUUGGGAUAUCAGCAAUUUCUUAUCAUUGUUGACUACUGGAGUGGGCUCUUUGAAGUUCAAGAGUUAUCAAAAGUUACAUCGAAAACUGUCAUCACUGCAUCAAAGGUCCAAUUUGCGAGGCAUGAAAUUCCGGACACCCUAAUCUCCGAUAAUGGUCCUCAGUUUACGUCAGCGGAAUUUGCCCAGUUUACAAACGAGUGGCAAAUUGAACACCGAACAUCGAGCCCACACUAUCCUCAAUCUAAUGGACGUGCCGAAAAUGCAGUGAAAACCUGUAAAUCCCUAUUAAAGAAAACAAAAGCCAGCGGUGAAGAUCCUCUAUUAGCAUUACUAGAUUGGAGGAACACUCCGACUGAAAAUAUUGGACCUCACCAGCGUAAAGAUUAA
Messenger RNA from Paramuricea clavata, 771 nucleotides. Lineage: Eukaryota; Metazoa; Cnidaria; Anthozoa; Malacalcyonacea; Plexauridae. The record is from the annotation of a GenBank genome assembly.